Tachyglossus aculeatus (Australian echidna) is the source of this 1096-nucleotide messenger RNA. RefSeq names its product zinc finger protein 853-like. The record is from RefSeq and is a predicted model, not a curated record. The transcript has 4 exons. The coding region runs from base 119 to 958 and encodes 279 amino acids. Gene Ontology annotation, biological process: regulation of transcription by RNA polymerase II. NCBI's taxonomy places the organism in Eukaryota, Metazoa, Chordata, Mammalia, Monotremata, Tachyglossidae. Gene Ontology annotation, molecular function: DNA-binding transcription factor activity, RNA polymerase II-specific; RNA polymerase II cis-regulatory region sequence-specific DNA binding.
UCUCCCCUGUCUGCUAGCCCCUCUCCCGUCGCCCUUCGGCCCGCAGAGGCCCAGGAUCCCGGGACCCUCCCCCCCACCGGUAAAGCAGUUUCCCCGGGCCCCCGACCCACCCUCCAGGAUGGAGCGAGGAGACGACGCCUGCGUGCUGGACCUGCGGUGCCCCAAGGCCAGGGAUAUCCCCCGAGGAACUCACACAGAUUUAUACGCGGCCAGUACGAGAGCCAGCCCUGACGUGACCGCCAAGCCUACAGGAGACGGGAGCGACAACGAGGAGGAGGAGAGGGGCAGGCUCCUGCGGCUCCAGCAGCAUCGGGAGGAGGAGGAGGAGGAAAAAAGGCUGCGGGAGGAGGGCAGCCCUUUGAAGACGCCUUUGGCGGGAGGCGAGGAGGAAGACGCGGACGCGGAGGAGCCGUGUCGUCGGCGCCGCCGGCGCCGCAGCCGGGAGCGGCCCACCAUCUGCGAGGUGUGUGGCAAGGGCUUCAGCCGCAGCACGGACCUGGUGCGGCACCGGGUGACGCACACGGGCGAGCGGCCGCACCGCUGCGGGGACUGCGGCAAGGGCUUCUCGCAGCACUCCAACCUGGUCACCCACCGGCGGAUCCACACGGGCGAGAAGCCGUACGGCUGCGCCUACUGCGCCAAGCGCUUCGGCGAGAGCUCGGCCCUCAUCCAGCACCAGCGCACGCACACGGGCGAGCGGCCCUACGCCUGCGCCGACUGCGGGAAGCGCUUCAGCGUCUCCUCCAACCUGCUCCGCCACCGCCGCACCCACUCCGGGGAGCGGCCCUACGCCUGUGCCACCUGCGGGCAGGCCUUCCGACACAAGGCGCAGGCGCGGCGCCACCAGUGCCAGCUCCGCAGCGCCCCCUCUGGACCCACACCCGCAACGGCGGCGCCCGAACCCGACGGUGACCAGCAGGGCGGCGCUAGAGAGGAGGGUGGCGGUGCCCGACGGUGACCAGCAGGGCGGCGCCCAAGAGGAGGGCGGCGGCGGAGCCUGACGGUGACCAGCAGGGCGGCGCCGGCUGAAGGGACGAGGACCGGCCUCUGCGUCGCGUGGCUCAAUCAAUCAAUAAUAAUAAUGAUGGCAUCUGUU